This is a messenger RNA of Prunus mume (Japanese apricot), 471 nucleotides long. Lineage: Eukaryota; Viridiplantae; Streptophyta; Magnoliopsida; Rosales; Rosaceae. The record is from RefSeq and is a predicted model, not a curated record.
UGGCCAAACACCUACGUUUUCACAAAAGCGAUAGGAGAAAUACUUCUAAGACACUCAAAAGAAAAUCUAUCCGUCGUUAUCAUACGUCCGACUGUAAUCACUAGUACUUACAAAGAGCCAUUUCCAGGUUGGGUCCAAGGUUUCAGAACCAUUGAUAGCGUAAUUGCUGCUUAUUGUAAAGGGAAGCUGACAUGUUUGCUUGUGGAUCCUAUGUCAGUAUUUGAUAUGGUUCCUGUUGAUAUGGUGGUAAAUUCAAUAACUGUAGCAAUGGUGGCAAAUGCAAAUAAAUCGUCUAGUAUCAUUUACCAUGUGGGAAGCUCUUUGAGAAAUCCUAUCAAUUUCCUUAAUAUUCACAGUUUUAUCUUCCGAUACUUCACAAAAAAUCCAUGGAUUGACAAGGAUGGAAAGCCUGUCAAGGUUGGCAAGGGUACAAUAUUCAAGACUAUGGCUACUUUUCGCAUGUAUAUGCAA